Messenger RNA from Clunio marinus, 738 nucleotides. NCBI's taxonomy places the organism in Eukaryota, Metazoa, Arthropoda, Insecta, Diptera, Chironomidae. The record is from the annotation of a GenBank genome assembly.
AUGCAAAAACGCAAAAUAUCCCAGAAACUAGAUAACCAUCUAGUUGAAAUCUCUUACAUACUCCCAACUGUUUACAACAAAAUAUAUGAAAUUUUUUUAAUAAUCAACAUCAACAGAAGCCAAGAAAACUACUACACACUAUACUACAUUGAGUCGCCAGAAAAAACAGAAAUCAUUGAUGCAGACGACACCACAUCACCGAAACCAGAUAUCUUCGUCACUAAGCAAAUCAGGUCAAUCUCUACAUGUGAAAGACAAAUGUUAACGCGACCUAGUCAAAAUUAUAAUUGUGAAUCACUCAAAAGAAAAAUCAUCAAAGAGGGCGGAGUAAUAACAAACAACUUUACGUUCUUUAAUGAACCAAUCAACAUCAAAGUAAUCAAUUGUGAAGUGGACAAUAUCGUCAAACAACUCCAUAUCAAAUCCGCAGUCGUUAUAAAUACACAAAAAUGUCAAUUCAAUAAAGACGGGACAACAAGACUGGCUAUUCACAAGGCAAAUUGGACUUAUCUCAAUGAAACUAUCAACGACAACGACAACUUGCAACAAGUCAAAAUGAAAAACAAAAACGAAAUCAAUAAAUUAGAAGAACAUCUGUUCGACGAGAUAAAAGAUGUUGAAGCACACGAAAUAAAAUCAACCCCAUACAUCAUUGCAACGACGUCACUACAUAGGCAUUCUAAUGAUAACGAUAAUCAUAAUCAUAUGCAGUCUGCGCAUCAAAAAAAGACGACAUAG